AAAAAAAAAAAAAAAAAAAAAAAAAAAAAGGUCAAGUAUAUCAAUCAUUCUGGGACGGAUGGUUCAUCAUUUUUUUUAUGUUCUUUUGCUUCUAUUACCAACUAAUAAUUUCUCCUUUUCCCUUUUUUUUUUUCCUCUUGUGGCUUCAGGUCUCAAUGAUGAGAUGUUUGCCAUUUUAGUGCUAAUGGCACUCUUCACAACAUUUAUAACAACACCAAUAGUAAUGGCAAUCUUCAAGCCAGACAGUUUUGAAACCCAAAAGAGGAAGCUUCAACCUGAUGCCUCUGUGCAUAUGGACUCUAGCACUACACCGGCAACCUCGGCUUUUAAAGAACAGUUCAGAGUCUUGGCCUGUGCUCAUGGUCCAGGGAACGUAUCCGGCCUCAUCAACCUGAUCGAAUCAACCCGAAGCACGGCCUCAAAGAACAAUCUUAAGCUCUACAUUAUGCACCUUGUAGAGCUCACUGAACGUUCCUCAUCUAUUCUCAUGGUCCACCGCCUUCGUCGUAAUGGCUUCCCGUUCAUUGACCCAACUCGACAUCGUAGUCAAGUUGAGGUACAUGACCGGGUAGCUUCGGCUUUUGAGACCUACGCUCAAUUAGGUCGGGUUAUGGUUCGUCCGGUGACAACUGUAUCACCCCUUUCGACGAUGCAUGAAGAUGUUCGACACGUAGCAGAGGGAAAGAGGGUGAUGAUGAUCAUAAUGCCGUUUCAUAUGAUGUGGAGGAAGGAUGAAGAAAGUGGAAAGAUGAAAUUGGUGGAGAAUUUAGGGCAUGGGUGGAGAGGUGUGAACCAAAGGUUGCUGAAGAAUGCUCCUUGCACGGUUUCGGUUUUCGUGGACCGGGGUUUUGGCGCGGGUUGUGCAGCUCAGGAUGAUGCAACAUCUCAAAGGCAGCUUAGGUUUUGUGUUGAAUUCUUUGGAGGGGCUGAUGAUCGAGAGGCUUUGGAGCUUGGGGCUAGAAUGAUGGACCAUCCCGAAAUUCGGGUUACGAUUAUAAGGUUUGUACAGAGCCAAGGAAUGGAUGCUAACAAUGUCAAGCUAAUGCCAUCUUCAGAAAAGUGCAGUGAUAGUAAUUAUACAUUCUCUGUUGCUGCCAUAAAUCGAACCGAAGAGACGGCACUCAAUGAGGCAAUGGUGGAAAUUUUCCGAAACAAAUGGGAUGGAACAAUGGAAUUCAUACAAAAACAAGCUAACAACAUAGAAGAAGCAGUGUUGACACUAGGUCGAAGUGGUGAGUAUGACCUAAUAGUCGUAGGCAAAGGUCGUUUCCCUUCAACGAUGGUGGCUGAACUAGCAGACCGCCAAGCCGAGCAUGCCGAGCUAGGGCCUAUUGGGGACAUCUUAUCAUCAACUAACAAUGGCAUUGUGUCAUCUGUGUUGGUUAUCCAACAACAUGCUUCGGCACAUGUAGAAGAGAUGCCUGUUGAUAAAGUAGUUGAAGGUGAUGUUAAUGUCCAAAAUGCUGCUAACCAAGUUUGAUAAUCUUUUGGCACAAAGUCUACAACAUGGUAAAUAGAUUUUGUAAUACCUUUAGUGUUGUACAGUGCACUGUACAAAAUUUGUCUCUCUCAUUUCUUGUACUUUAAAUAUAUAUAAUUAUAAUAUGAAAUAUACUGAGUACCAUAAUUUCUCAUAUUAUUUGUUCAAAUUUUUAGAGUUGUUUUUCUUAAUCUUAGUCUAUACAAUGAUAACUGGCGAGAUACCUCUAUACUCGUACAAUUUAUUAGGCCGGAAAAUUAAGCUCUUGCAAAGGAGGAGAUAGAAAAAUAAGAAAAAACUUAACUUUCU
Molecule: messenger RNA, 1789 nt
Organism: Chenopodium quinoa (quinoa)
Lineage: Eukaryota; Viridiplantae; Streptophyta; Magnoliopsida; Caryophyllales; Amaranthaceae
Product: cation/H(+) antiporter 20-like
Exons: 2
Coding region: 59-1480 (473 amino acids)
Biological process (GO): regulation of pH
Cellular component (GO): endomembrane system
Source: RefSeq, a predicted model, not a curated record